GGAAGCGCCGAACUCCAGUUUCCAAAGUUUAGAGUGAUGCUAAGGUUAGCCGAUGGACGGCAGUAAGCCUCCGUCCUCAUUAACUGCGCACAGAUGGAUGACAUCAAUGUUUUACACCACAGAUGCCUUCUCAAUUUGAGGCGUAGAAUUCGAGACAUAGAAGAUGGUUGCCCAGCCCAGGAUCGAUGCAUGAGGUUGCAGAAGGACGGAGACACACUUAGUUACCAAGGGAACUCCGAGGAAGUGGGUUGCUAUGUGGCUGGCCUUCCUUUAUCAAAGGGAAAUUGCUACUUUGAGGUAACAAUAGUGGACACAGGAGUGAGGGGAACCAUCGCGGUGGGCCUGGUGCCUAAAUUCUACAGGCUGGACCACCAGCCUGGCUGGCUGCCAUACUCUGUAGCUUACCAUGCUGACAACGGCAAGCUGUAUAAUGGUAACCCUGUUGGAAAGCAGUUUGGGCCAAAAUGCGCUCGUGGUGACCGCAUUGGCUGCGGCAUACACUCAGAAAACACAGAAGCUGGUCUUAUUACUGUCUUCUUCACCAAAAAUGGCAGAGAGGUGGGUUCAGUAGAGGUUCCUGUGUCGUCUGAGGGCCUUUACCCGGCUGUAGGUAUGCACUCCAUGGGGGAGGAGGUGAAGGUCGACCUGCGGGCGGAGUGGCUCUUAGAGGAGGAUGAUACCAUGAUGAUGGUUGACAGCCAUGAAGAUGACUGGGGACGGCUCCAUGACGUCAGAGUCAGCGGCUUGCUCCUGGAAUAUGUUGGCAAAGGAAAGAGCAUCAUGGACGUUGGUUUGGCUCAGGCCCGCCAGCCGCUCACCACCCGCUGCCACUACUAUGAAGUGGAGAUAGUUGAUGCUGGGGAGAAGUGCUACAUCGCCUUGGGCUUGGCAAGAAGGGAUUAUCCCAAGAACAGACACCCUGGGUGGAGCCGAGGGUCCGUCGCCUAUCAUGCAGAUGAUGGGAAGAUCUUCUACGGCAUCGGAGUCGGAGAUGCUUUCGGGCCCCGCUGCUUCAAAGGGGACAUCAUGGGGUGCGGCAUCAUGUUCCCACGUGAUUACAGCCUGGACGGAGACGGUUCAGCUGACGUGGAAGACUUGGGUCGGCUGGAGGCCAGACCCAGUCAAGAUGGCGUCCAGAACGUUCUGUAUCUUAACGGUGAAGACGAGGAAGAGGAGGAAGGGGACGAAGUCGCUCAGGAACAGCAGGGAAAGAAGGUGACGGUGUUUUUCACCAGGAACGGGAAGCUGAUGGGUCGACGGGAGAUGGUGGUCCCGCCUGGGGGUCUGUACCCCACCGUGGGGAUGCUGAGCAGCGGUGAGAAAGUCAAGGUGGACCUGCAUCCUCUCAGCGGAUGAACCGAGAGGUCGUAAGCCAGCGCACGCACCAUCCAGCUGCACACACGCACGUCUUCCUCUGCACUGCUCCGGAUUUUAUUUAUAAAACUAAUCAUCGCAGUAAGAACAGACCACAAGCUCUGGCAGCAACGGUUACUUCUAUGCAAUCUGCUCUGCUACCAUCCUCCUUCUGCAUGCACUUUGUCUCUGAAACACUGAGCUGGUAAAUGCCCUCACGCGGUCUUGCUUUUUUCCAUUUGUCACGACCCCGAGCAAAGCGGAGAGAGGCCAACGUCAGUUUGUUUCAGGGAACAGGACUCCCUCCCUCUGGGCGAUCAGGGACCUCACAUGCUGCUCUCCCAGAGCCAGACGUGGAGCUCCUCCGUUUCCUCAUAGCUGCAGAGUCCUCCUUAAAUCAGUGUUACGAAACAAACCAAGCGUUCGGUGCGCCGCUGAGCAGCGUCGCGUCGGAUAUUUUCCCUAAGAGCUCAAUUUGCAGCCAAAAUCCAAAUAAAAACGGGUCAGAAACAUUUUCUACAUGCCAUCUUUGAAAAACAAAUAUUUAAGUGAAUUUAUCUCAUUCAGGGAAUAUUUGUGUGUUUUAGCACUUUAAUAGAUAAACUUUGGCUUUAUAUUCUGGAUCCAAACUGUGAGCAAAGGCAGAAACUUUAAGAACCAGUCCAAUACUGACUGAUCAAUUUAUGCAAUCCACAUAAAAAAGUGUAAAUAAAUGACUUAAUGUUUGGAAG
Messenger RNA from Poecilia latipinna (sailfin molly), 2084 nucleotides. RefSeq names its product SPRY domain containing 3 (gene spryd3). The transcript is spliced from 11 exons. Lineage: Eukaryota; Metazoa; Chordata; Actinopteri; Cyprinodontiformes; Poeciliidae. Gene Ontology annotation, molecular function: protein binding. The record is from RefSeq and is a predicted model, not a curated record. Bases 94 to 1356 code for a protein of 420 amino acids.